Molecule: messenger RNA, 4253 nt
Organism: Xiphophorus maculatus (southern platyfish)
Lineage: Eukaryota; Metazoa; Chordata; Actinopteri; Cyprinodontiformes; Poeciliidae
Gene: fam13b
Product: family with sequence similarity 13 member B
Exons: 21
Coding region: 458-3481 (1007 amino acids)
Biological process (GO): signal transduction
Source: RefSeq, a predicted model, not a curated record
CCCGGAGGGUGUGUGCGAGAGGAGGCGAGUCUCUCUAGGCAUCGACUUGCAAACGGGCAUCUCAGCAGUCCGAGCAGAAAAAGGAAAACCAGGAACCGCUGUAAUUUCGAGCCUUUUUUGCGAUGUUCUCGACGAUAUUUCUUCGCCGUCUGCUCUGAUCCCGUCGAAGUCUCCGUCUGUUCGGACGCCAGCCGCAUAAAGAACCGCAGAAAUUGAUGCGUGUUGCUCCGCGGUGCUGUUUGUUUUGACCUGUGAAGCUAGAAGGGAAUCCUGCUAGAGGAUCAGCGGUCUGUCAAUGAGGAACUACCGGCUCAUCUUCUGCCACAACCUGAAGCAGCCAUAGAUGGUCCAGUGGUUCACUGGCCAGAGGAGGAGAGGAUAGGACACACUGUCACUGCUACACGACGUAAGGUUUCAGCUUAAUUGUGGUGAGGAGGAGGUGGCGGAGGAAGAGGCCAUGAGGAAGAGCGUGUCUCCGUUGCCAGGCAACGAGGGCGAGGGCUCAGCCAGCACCGCUCGGGUUUUUGGCGUUCCUUUGGAGGAAGUGACGCACGUGCACACGGUCAGCGGCCAUGAGGUUCCUGCGCUGGUCAAACACAUCGUUGACUACAUCGAGGAGCACGGUCAGCUGGACUUGGAGGGACUCUUCCUGGUUAACGGCAACGCGGAGCGAGUAGACUGGCUGCGUCAGCGCUACGACAGCGGCGAGGAGGUGGAGCUGGAGAAGGAGGCUGAUCUGGCAUCAGCGGUCAGUUUGCUCCGCCUCUUCCUGCAGGAGCUUCCCGAACCCGUCAUUCCAACGGCUCUGCAAGGACACAUCCUGCAGCUCUACCAAGAUUACAGCAAUGAGGAGGAGCUGUGCAGAAACCUGAAGUACCUGCUGCAGCAGCUGCCCCAUGUGAACUACGGGCUGCUCCGCUUCCUGUGCCGCUUCCUGGCCAGCGUGGCUUCCCUCCAGCCGGACAGCUGGACCGUCGGGGCGCUGGCCGCCGUCUUUGGACCCGACAUCUUUCAUCUGUCCGCUGAGAGGGAGGACAUUCAGGACCAGGAGUCGGUUAGCAGAGUGCUGGCCGAGCUGCUGGACAACCAGGAAGGACUGUUCGACUCCGAGGACGAUGACGUGUCCACCACCAACGACUACAGCUCCAUCAACGAACAGAUCACAGAGUUGUUGGAUGAUGAGAAGUGCGAAGCAGAAUGUGAAGAACUGCCGCAGGACGGGGAGGAAGGACCCGCCGCCUCCGACUCACACAGCCACACCGACGACGACCGCAGAGCCAGCUCCCACCUCUCCCCCAUGUCCAUCCUGCCUGCUGACUCUGCUGAGAUAAUUCAGAGAACCAUCAGGGCUGCAGUGGAGCAGCAUUUCUUUGAGCUGAAAACCAACAUCAGCAAGAGGAUGAGUCCCUCCGAGCCUGAAGAGCAGGGUUGCCAUGACGACGAGGAGGAAGAGGAAGAACAGCAAACUGACGCCGAGGACAGUCCCUGCGACGCAGAGAGGGAGACCCCGCUCGAACAGAGCGAGCAGCAGCUGAGCGAGAGCGACGCAGAGAAUUCAGUGGGAGCCGGCGGCGUGGAGGAGAGCUCAGGAAUGGAUCUGGAUCCAGAAGCUGCCAAAGAUGCUGGGAAGAACUUCAACACUGCCAGGCAGGACAAUCAGCCGCUGGACGCCAUGGAGCAGACGGUCACCAUCCGCUGCGACUCUGAUUCGUUCGGCUGCGAUCAGAACGCCAACACCAGCGAGGCCAACAGGAACCGCCUGUCGCCGUGCCAACCAAGCUCCGCCCCCCACAGCCCCCACCUCCAGCUGUUCCCAGAUGACCGGUGGGAGGCGUCACCCCUUUCCCAUCUCCACCUCCCUCCCAUCGACUUCUCAUGUAUGCACCUGCAGAAAGAAGGCCAAGAUCCGGUUCCGGCGUUCAAAUCCUGGCAGGAUGACACGGACAGCGGCGAGGCGCAGCUGUCGCCGCUGGCCGGACGCAUGGUUCCGCUGCCGCUGGAGGACGACGGCGAGGAGGACGACGGCGACGGACUGCAGGACGACUCGCCGUCCUCUUCGCGCUCGCACCCGCACAUCCUGGCCCGCCGCUUCCUGGACUUCGGAGCGCACAGCACCCAGCGCUUCCUGCAGCAGGACGCGGACGCUGCCUCGCCCUGCAAGGCGCAGCGGCCGCGGCGCGCGUCGUUCGGAUCCAGGGAGGCCAUGAGGGGAGAUUCGGUGACCCAUCAGCUCAGCAAGAAGCUGCAGCAUCUGAAGAAGAAAAUCAAACAGUUUGAGGAGCAAUUCGAGAAGGAGAGGAACUACAAGCCGUCUCACGCAGACAAGGCAGCUAACCCCAAAGUCCUCAAGUGGAUGACCGACCUGACGAAGAUCCGCCGACAGAUUAAAGACGCCAAACACUGUGCGGAGAGCGAGCUGGGCCCGCAGACCCGUCCCCGUAGCAACACCCUCCCCAAGAGCUUCGGCUCCACGCUGGAGCAGGGCCACGAUGCGGCGGGGGAGGUCCGGGGCCCGCGCCCCACCAAAGAAGAAACACUGGAGCUGAUCCAGCGCCGCGUCAAAGGGAAGCGGCAGGAGGACGGCUGGCCGGACGACAUCAAGAAGAUGACCAAAGAGCAGCUGUCCUGUGAGAAGAUGGUCCUUCAGAAGAACCUGCUGCACUACGAAGGCCUCCAUGGUCGACCCGUAAGUCCGUCCUGCUGCCGCACCGCCGCCGCCGGCUGCUGCUGCAUGACGGCGUGUUUCUGUGAUCAGGUGACCAGAGAGGAGCGGCUGGUGGUGAAGCCUCUCUACGACCGCUACAGGCUGGUCAAGCAGAUGCUGGCGAGAGUCAGCAUCAGUCCGGUAACGGUAAGGCCGCCUCCGACCGCCGACGCCCGUCAGCGCUCCGCCGCUAACGCCCGUCCUCCGCUCCAGGUGUCUCCCUCCAGCAAGAGGCGCAGCCAGACCCUCCAGCCAAUCAUCGAGGGAGAAACCGCUCACUUCUGGGAAAUCAAAGAGGAGGAAGAGGAGGAGCAGAAAGGCGGCGAGGAAGAGGAGAAGGAGGAGAGGGAAGAAGAGGAAGACGACGAGGAGGAGGGCGAGAGCAGCGGCGGAGAGAUGCAGAGCUCCGAGGUCAUCAUGGCCUUGGAGGCCGUGACCCCGAGCGGCGAGUCGGUGAGGAGCCAACCGGACGGGCUGAGCAACAAGAUGGAGGAAGGAUCCGGGCGGCUGGCGCUGGACCUGCGCCUGUCCAGCUCCAACGCCUCGUCCAUGCCAGAGCUGCUGGAACAGCUGUGGAAAGCCAGAUCAGAGAAGAAGAAACUGAGAAAGACGAUCCGAGAGUUUGAGGAAGAUUUCUAUCAGCAUAACGGGAGGAAUGUCCAGAAGGAGGACCGGGUGCCGAUGCUGGAGAAGUACCGCGAGUACAAGCGGAUCAAGGCCAAGCUCCGCCUCCUGGAGGUCCUCAUCAGCAAACAGGAUUCCUCCAAGUCCAUCUAAGUUUCUGUCGGAUAACCGCUGUCAUCGCACACGGCGCCACCUGCAGGACGCCACCAUGAACCCUUCAUCAACAACACUUCACAUGUUGAGGGAAAAACAAAACAUUUUCAGACGUUAUUUUAUGGUUUGCAGAGAAACUUUGGGAAAUCUUCCUGUUUGUUCGUGUUCUGUUGGGUUUGCUUCAUCACACUGCCGGAGUAGCGGGGAGGGGAGCGACUUCCUGCUGGCAGGUCGAACGAGACGCAGGAGGCUGGAGGAACUUCUCCGAGUUUCAGUUUGUGGCGCAGAGUGCUGGGAGGGGCAGGAAGGGUUAGAUGUAAAAAAUGUUAUUUGCACAGCAUUCCCAGAAUGCAGCCCCUCUGUUGUUUCCAUUUGUAUUUCUAGAAAUUAAGCACUACUUCUAUACAAAUAUCAAUAUACUGUACAUAAAACCAGAAAAAAUGAAUGUCAGACAUGUUUAAAUUAUUUCACAGUUGGCCCCUUUUAGGUUUAUUAUAUGUGUGAUGUUUUUUUAUUAUCCAUACUGCUAAUGUUCCUACAUUAACCUUUUGUAUGUAACCCCAACAUGUCGUCGCUCUGUGUAAUAUAAGCUAAUAUAGCAGUACUGUAGUCGGCUUGCAUGGCAGCACAGAUCUUAUCCAACACCAACUGUUCUCAUUAUUUGUGCCAUGAAGAAGCAGCAAUAAUAAAAGUUUGCAUCAGACAUAUUUUAACACGUUUCAGCUCCGUGUGUCAAUAUUUUCCGACAUUAAAAAGUGUUUUUGACUCGUCA